CGCACUGCAGUAUGUAAGUGAUGGAUCGUUACUUCGAUAAUCUUUCUUAAAGCAAAAUAAGAAUGCAAAAUAGAAAUGAAAACAUAUUUCUUGUGUCCAUCUUCUUACUUUUCUGUGAAAUCAAUUACUGUUGUGCAGAUCGAGCUGCAACAUGGGAUGCUUGUGGCUGCUCUUGGCAUGAUUGGAAAUCUUGGUCAUCAUGUACCGCAACAUGUGGUGGGGGAAAGCAAGAACGGAUAAGGUGGGUUCGUUUUAACGAUAAACCUGGAUGUAAUGGAUUCGAAGAUUGUGCCACAAAUGACUCUGGUUGGGACAAUAGAAUAUGCAACGCAAACUGUGAAAAUGGCGGAACAAUAAAAACCUACGGUUCAACAAGUGCUUAUUGCAGGUGCAAAACAGGGACAAAAGGAAAAUGUUGCGAGCAAAUUGUCACAUGUGGGUCACCAUCAACAAUCAGCCACGGCACCUAUACUGGUACAUCAUUUUCCUACAACCGCAAGAUAACGUACCAUUGCAAUAGUGACUACAACAUGACUAAUCCUUGGAGAGCAGUCCGUACAUGCAGUCAAUGGGGCUACUGGACGGGAUCGCUUCCGACAUGUGAAUAUGCAGUUUCUUGCAAUAGCAAUCCAUGCAAAAAUGGUGGAAUAUGUACUAAUAUGCUUGGAACGUAUAGAUGCUCAUGUUCAAAGGGCUGGACAGGACGAAACUGUGAAACAGACAUCCAGCCUCCAAUAUAUGAUCACUGCCCUACAAACAAGGCCAUUCUUGUGACAACAAUGACAACGAAUCAGACGUGGACAGAACCCGUUUUUACCGACCCACACGGAUUUGGAAUUGAAAUAUCGAAAAAUUACCAAAAUAGCUCUUUUGAAUUUCCCUGGGGGAAAUUUGCAAUCCAGUAUAUUGCAACCAAACCGUCCAAUGGAAUGACAAAAGAAUGCACAUUUUGGAUUACUGUCACACCACACCAGUGCAAACCUUUGCAAGCCCCAAAACAUGGCGCAAUAGCAUGUAAUGGCUGGAAAGAGCAAUAUGCUCGCGUGUGCAAGUUCUAUUGCUAUUCUGGCUAUGACCUUCCACCUGGUUUCAAACCAGACACUGUUAUUAAUUGCGGAGCAACCGGGAAGUGGAUGCCGUCAAACCCAUUUUCGGAAUGCAUUCUAAUGAAUCUUCUGCCUUCAGCUCGUGACGUUGUCAGACCAACGUUUAACAACUGUCUUGCAGAAAAGUCAUCUAUUGCCGAGACAUAUAUAAGAGAUUUGAAAAGAUCACAGUUCAACGCGCUUUGUGUUGAUAACCUUGACUUUUGUAAUGAUAGAAACGUGUCCAUUACUUGUGAUGUUUAGUCAGCUUUCGAAAAUGCACAAAGGCACCAGUCGAGUGACGCAAGACGUACAAAACAGCAGCGACAUGCCAGACAUGAAUCAAACUACGUUCAUAAAAAAAUGUCGGGGUUCCAGGCGCGAAAAAGGAGCUCAGAUAUAGAUAAUAUGCGCACAACCUCGCACGUUCCUUAUCGUUUGUCAAUAAUUCUAUGCUUAAACAAUUGGGCAUAAUCGAAACAGGUAUCAGCUUGAAGACAAUGAAUAAUUUAGUAAAGCAAAUGAUAAAAGUUGAUAAAGUAAUUUCAAUUUCUCAACGUCUGUAAGUUGCUCAACCAAUGUCCGUCGUCCUCCCCAAUUAAGUACAAUUAUAAGUAUUGUACAAUAUAUCAACACAAAUCACAGGCUUUGGAGACCCUAAAGUGGCUUUCAGCUGUUAACAUGGAAUUUUGGCGGAUAGUUUUCGGCAUUAUGUUCAAAGAAUGUUCGAUUGCAUAAACGCAUGCGGUUAAAUUUGCGCCGUUAGAAGUAAAUCGCCGCCAUCAUCGCUAUUCUUUCUUCUAUUCAAACAAUCAAAAUAGUUUUAAUGGAAACAGCUUGGAUAUAACUGUUAACGUCAACAUUUGAAUACUAUUGAAUGAACAUAAACAUGAGCAAUAGAAAUCCCGUUUAAAACAGUUUUAAGUCCAUCCAGAGGAAAGAAGUCAAGCGACACACCUGCUUGUGACAAAGUAUUUCUUUGAAGUAUCAAGAAGACGAGGGAUAAAUUGUAGUAGUUCGCUGCAGAUAAUUUUGACAAAAUCCAAGAUGGCCGCCAGUCAAGAAGGUAGAAAGCUUUCAACAACUCAAUCAUGAAUAAUGUGAAAAACGUCGUAGUUUACAACCUCUGAUUACUGCAGAAUUGUUUUUCCUACGUUUACCUAAAAAAUUACUGAACUUUUCGGACGUAAUGAAAAGGCAUUCCUGAUUUGAGCCUGUAUAAUAGUAUACAUAAUGGAACUAUAUAACCAUUGCCGAGAAACGUCGCAUCUGAUUUUUAAUUCACGCAUUAACUUCAAAUUGAAAUAUUUAUAUUCGCCUAGUCCUUUGUAAAGGUAAAACUUGACGUAAAAAUCGCAAGGGAUUAUGACGUCAUUUUAUAUUUCAAUAUUGCGCUCGGAUUGGAUUAGCGCGACGUCAAAUAACCAAUGCUUUACGACGUUACAGAUAUCAGCUAUUCUUUUGUACAAAUGAAUAUUGUCGGUUACAUUUCUUUAAGAACAAAUACUCUGAUGCAGAAUAUAUUGCUUUUUUAGCGCGAUUAAUUUCGUUUCCAAAAAAUAUUAUUAAACAACAUAAACAAAAGGAAUACAUCAUACACUUAAAGGAAACACAUAU
Molecule: messenger RNA, 2702 nt
Organism: Mya arenaria
Lineage: Eukaryota; Metazoa; Mollusca; Bivalvia; Myida; Myidae
Product: sushi, von Willebrand factor type A, EGF and pentraxin domain-containing protein 1-like
Exons: 7
Coding region: 63-1349 (428 amino acids)
Molecular function (GO): calcium ion binding
Source: RefSeq, a predicted model, not a curated record